Taeniopygia guttata (zebra finch) is the source of this 1965-nucleotide messenger RNA. It is a transcript of the gene DCAF8, whose product is annotated as DDB1 and CUL4 associated factor 8. NCBI's taxonomy places the organism in Eukaryota, Metazoa, Chordata, Aves, Passeriformes, Estrildidae. The record is from RefSeq and is a predicted model, not a curated record. Gene Ontology annotation, cellular component: cytoplasm; Cul4-RING E3 ubiquitin ligase complex. Gene Ontology annotation, molecular function: protein binding.
GGCGGGGGCGGUGCGUUCAAGAUGGCGGCGGCGGGGCCCGGUCCCGGGAGCGGCGCCGGAGCGGCCGGGGGGACCCGCGGCGGCCGCCACUGAGCCCGGCCGCACCCCCCGGCACCGGCCGGGAGCCUUCGGUGACGCUCGGCUCCAGCCCCGCUGUCCCCGGCACCUGGCCCAGGGAUUCCCGCGGGAGGCGGCGAUGUCGGACAAGGGUGGCACCAUGGACGGCAGGACGGACAUUGUCAACGGCAGCCUGUCCAGCAGCCCCGAGGACAUGUCUGCCGAGGAGGGCCGCGAGACGUCCUCGGGGAUCGAGGUGGAGGCGUCCGACCUGAGCCUGAGCCUGACGGGCGACGACGCCGGGGCCGCGCGGGGCCGCACCAGCGACAGCGACAGCUCCGGGGACAAGGACAGCGACAGCAUGGACGACACCGGCCACUACUCCAUCCCCGAGGAGCCGCGGCACGGCCAGGACGAGGAGGAGGAGGAGGAGGAGGAGGAGGAAGAGCCCCGUGCCCGGCGCAGGGCGCCCCGCAAGCGGCCAACGCACGAGCGCGACUCGUCCGACGAGGAGCAGGCGCUGGAGGACUGGGUGGCCUCGGAGACGUGGGCGCUGCCGCGGCCGCGCUGGCGGGCGAUCCCGGCGCUGCGGCAGCGCCAGCUGGGCGGCUGCUCGCGCUUCGUGGCGCAGGCCUGCGGCGCCCGGCUCUUCGUGCAGAAGUUCCGGCUGCAGCACGGCCUGGAGGGCCACACGGGCUGCGUCAACACGCUGCACUUCAACCAGCGCGGCACCCGCCUGGCCAGCGGCAGCGACGACCUCAAGGUGCUGGUGUGGGACUGGCUGCGGCGCCGGCCCGUGCUGCAGUUCGACAGCGGGCACAAGAGCAACGUCUUCCAGGCCAAGUUCCUGCCCAACAGUGGUGACUCCACGCUGGCCAUGUGUGCCCGGGACGGGCAGGUGCGCGUGGCCGAGCUCUCGGCCACCCAGUGCUGCCGCAGCACCAAGCGCGUGGCCCAGCACAAGGGGGCUUCCCACAAGCUGGCGCUGGAGCCGGACUCGCCCUGCACGUUCCUGUCGGCGGGGGAGGACGCCGUGGUCUUCACCAUCGACCUGCGGCAGGACCGGCCCGCCUCGAAAUUGGUGGUGACGAAGGAGAAGGAGAAGAAGGUCGGGCUCUACACCAUCUUUGUCAACCCUGCCAACACCUCCCAGUUCGCUGUGGGCGGCCGCGACCAGUUCGUGAGGAUUUAUGACCAGAGGAAAAUCGAUGAGAACGAGAACAACGGAGUCCUGAAGAAGUUCUGCCCCCACCACCUGGUGAACUGUGAGUCCAAAGCCAACAUCACCUGCCUGGUCUACAGCCACGACGGCUCAGAGCUGCUGGCCUCGUACAACGACGAGGACAUUUACCUGUUCGACUCGGCGCACAGCGACGGCGCGCAGUACAGCCGGCGCUACAAGGGGCACCGCAACAACGCCACGGUGAAAGGGGUGAAUUUCUACGGCCCCAAGAGCGAGUUCGUGGUGAGCGGCAGCGACUGCGGCCACAUUUUCCUCUGGGAGAAAUCCUCCUGCCAGAUCGUGCAGUUCAUGGAGGGCGACAAGGGCGGCGUGGUGAACUGCCUGGAGCCGCACCCGCACCUGCCGGUGCUGGCCACCAGCGGGCUGGACCACGACGUCAAAAUCUGGGCCCCGACGGCCGAGGCGCCCACGGAGCUGCGCGGCCUCAAGGAGGUGAUGAAGAAGAACAAGGCGGAGCGGGACGAGGACAGCCUGCACCACACGGACAUGUUCGACAGCCACAUGCUCUGGUUCCUCAUGCACCACCUGCGCCAGCGCCGCCACCACCGGCGCCGCCGGGACCCCGGGGCCGAGUCCCCCUCGGACGACUCCGGGAGCUCCUCGGACACGUCGGACGAUGAGGAGGAGGGGCCGGACCGGGUGCAGUGCAUGCCCUCGUGAGCCCC